UCAAAUUGGAAUGUCAUUGUCAAUGUCAAACGAAAUCGAAUUCAGCUGUACUGCGAAGGGUUGUUCUUUUGCGUGAAUUGUGAUAACUUUUGUUGAUAAAGUACUGCAGAUUCCCAAUUUUCCACAUUGCUGGUGCUCUGCUUGAGUGUAGUAAAAUGCAGAGUGUUAUUAACUCGGUGAAGGGCACCGCACUUGGAGUCGCAGGCUACUUGACGCCGGUGCUGAAGGAGUCAAAAUUCCAAGAGACAGGAGUGCUAACUCCCGAAGAGUUUGUGGCUGCGGGAGACCACUUGGUGCACCACUGUCCAACCUGGCAGUGGGCUAAGGGUGAAGACGCUAAGAUCCGGCCGUACCUGCCUGGUGAUAAGCAGUUCCUUAUCACUAGGAAUGUGCCCUGCUAUAGGAGGUGUAAACAGAUAGAAUACUGUGAGGACAAAGAGAAAGUGAUAGAGAAUGAAAAUGAUGAAGACGGCGGCUGGGUGGACACACACCACUAUGACAAUGCUGGAUCACCCACUGUUGAAGAGAAGGUAUGUGAGAUGACACUGGACGCGGCCGACACGGGCGACAGCGACGGCGAGGGCGCGGCGGGUGAGCGCGAUGAUGAUGAUGACGAUGAAGACGAUGAGGACGGAGAGGCCGAAGACAUGGAGCAGUUCCAGGAGUCGGGGCUGCUGGAUGAGGUGGAUCCGUCCACAGACCUAGCGCCGCGCAAAGAGCCCAAAGCGAAGUCGGACAAGAAGUCGAAGUCGGACGGCGACGAGAUCAUCCGCACACGGACUUACGACUUACACAUCACGUACGACAAAUACUACCAGACGCCGCGACUCUGGCUUAUUGGAUACGACGAGGAUCGCACACUUCUAAGCGUGGAACAGAUGUACGAAGACGUGUCUCAGGACCACGCCAAAAAGACUGUCACCAUGGAGUCGCACCCGCACCUGUCUGGGCCCAGCAUGGCGUCUGUUCAUCCUUGUCGUCACGCCGAAGUAAUGAAGAAGAUAAUAGAGACGGUGACAGAGAGCGGCGGCGAGAUGGGCGUGCACUCCUACCUCAUCGUGUUCCUGAAGUUCGUGCAGACCGUCAUCCCCACCAUCGAGUACGACUUCACGCAGAACUUCGCCAUCAACUAGUCGGAGACGCGGCCACACACGCGCCGGUACGCAGUGCUCUACCCGCGACCCGCCGACCGCACACAUCCGGUGACCUGAAACAUCCUGGCGACGUCACAUGCUUGGCGACCUUUCAUAUUUUACUCACAUAUUCUAGCGACCGUGUGUCGGUGUCCGGCUGUAUCCUAGCAACGUUGUGUCGAUGACGUAUUUACUUUCUUACUGUAGGACUCAUAAGGAUUGGAUAAGGAUUUGCGAAUUACGCAAUAACGCGCUUGGCGUGUCAAUGGAUUGAACAAAAAGUUGGACAAAACAAUGAUGGUUUCCCAUUAAAUGUUAAUAGUCUGCCACAUGAGUUGCCAUGCUUUAUAUGAGAGUCGGUGGGUUGGUUUCGUAUGUAGAGUGCCUUAGCAAUAUGUUUGGAUACAAUAGAAUUUGCUUGUAGCAGACAAAAGUAAGAAAUGAACGUUCCAGUUGUCUUUUAAGGAAUAGAGACAUCUUCAUUAAUGUAAUUAUGUAAACCUCAUCCAAUCAAAACUAUAGCGCUAAAUGCGAAUUCUAUUGUUAUAAAAAUAACUGGUCUGAAAACAUGAGACAAUUUAGCAACAAAAAUAAUUAGCAGACUACUUUGCGUGUACAAUAAUUAAAACUAAAAAAAACUCCUUUUACAUCGAUAUUAAGCUAUGAAUAGGAAACAAAAUACUGCCGCGUCUUUAUAAUAUUACAUUAUCGUACGAUAUCGUAGUGUAGGCCCGUACGAUUUAGUCGAUACUUUGCUAUUCGAUAUAUCGAUGUCGUAAAUUAUUGUGAUUAAAAAUUUACAAAUUGGAGAUGUUUUUAAUCAUAGCUAUAUUUGUACAAUAUAAUUGAAUGGAGUUUAUUUUGAACUGAAAAUUUAUAUUUUAUCUGAGCCAGUGCAAUAACAGUGAAUGAUUGUAUCAAUAGCUUUAAUUGCCGCAUUUGUUUGUUUACAAAUAUUUUUAAGUAACUUUUGCCUGUGGCCUUGCCUGUACUUUAUCAUGCAUUCAUGUUCUCGUUAUAUUAUCAUAGGAUUGGCUUUAUGAUCAUAUCACUUCAACGUCUAUGAUAAAAUAUGUGUGUGCUAUAUUGGAAGGAAAUGACAUGGCCAUGUAUGUAGUACCACAACUUUCAAACACAUUCGUCUUCUUCUUCUUAAAGCAAUACUUUGUAGUAAUACAUCAUAUCAUGAAAAUAUAAUGUAAUCUUCCAAUAGUUUCACCAUUCACGACAAAUACCCAUAGUUAGAAGUUUAACACACCUGAUAAUUAAUUUUAUAAAUAAAUGCCUUAUGAAGCGAAGUCGACAAAUUCCCAAUACAUUUGAAAACUGGCACAAAUCAAAUAGUUUGUACAAACAGUUUAUUGUUGGGAACAUUCCUAUGUUAGCGCCAUAGUUUAGAGAUAAUUAAUACUAAUCAUAUAUUAAUUAGUUAGCGAGUAUUGCCAGAUUCAAUUACCUCUGGAUAAGUGCCCGUUAAGCUUAUAUUGCAAAUAAUCUAGUUGUAGUAAGACAGGCGCUUCCUGUUUGUUAUCAUUCGUAGCUUUUAUACCGACUGACAAAUGUAUUGUUUAUGAUAAUGCACUUUCUGAAAAUAAUUUGGAACAAUGUAAUUAGUUUGAAAUUGUUUCGUAUAAGCUUAUUGGAAAUGCUUUCAUAUCACAAAUGCACAUCAGAAUGUAUUGAAAAUUUUUAAAUUAUACUUCCUUAUCAAGUUUCUAUGAAUGACAGGAGAUACUUAGGGCCGAGAUACACCGGAAAGGCAGCCGACAAGACACGCGUUGCUAGCGACUGUAUCAAGCUUUUAAAACGAUAUACUGGACUGCUAGCCGCUGCCAUUCCGGAGUGACGCGGCCCUUAGAAUAAAAAUGCGCCCGACGAUCAUACACGCUGUCAUUCUUGGAGGCUAAUGUAUACAUCCAAACGUUAUUAAUUUAUUUAGAACAACCAUUUUCAGACAUUAUUUUAAGUUAUGUUAUUCAAAUUUUCGUAUAGACUUUUGUGUAAUAUUAUUUUAUAGUUACAUACUUGUAUGGUUAGGUAAAUAAUUGUUAUUUUACAUGUAAAUGCACUAUUCGGUUUAUUUUUUAUAUAAUAUAACAUAUUUUGCCUAUUAAA
Helicoverpa armigera (cotton bollworm) is the source of this 3248-nucleotide messenger RNA. RefSeq names its product ubiquitin-like-conjugating enzyme ATG3 (gene Atg3). The transcript is spliced from 7 exons. Gene Ontology annotation, molecular function: Atg8-family ligase activity. The record is from RefSeq and is a predicted model, not a curated record. Gene Ontology annotation, cellular component: cytosol; phagophore assembly site. Gene Ontology annotation, biological process: nucleophagy; autophagosome assembly; autophagy of mitochondrion. NCBI's taxonomy places the organism in Eukaryota, Metazoa, Arthropoda, Insecta, Lepidoptera, Noctuidae. The coding region runs from base 156 to 1133 and encodes 325 amino acids.